UUUGGUACUAACUCUCUUUUCAUCCCAAAAUUUGGGACUUAGGCAAAUCCUCCGAUCCUAAUUCAUUCUCCCCUCGCGGCGCGUCUUCUUCUCUUCGAUCUCCCCUUCCUGGCGACGGCGGUAAAAGAGACAGCGGCGAAGGCGACGAAGCUUUGCAGCUGAGUUUACUUAUGUCAAGCUGGGCAUCGUGAGGAGGGCUGCUGGUGCAGGGUAGUAGUGCAUUGGCAAACAGGGACUGGUUAAGCAUCACUUGCUGUGCAUAUUCUCUUUACUUGCUUGUUAUCAAAGGAAGACUUGUUACUAAUAGAUCAUAAGGCUAGGUUACUAUUUCCAAGACAUUUCAUCAAGAUGCUGAACAAUGAUGGCGAGCCUGCAUCUGCUCCACAACCUGAUAUGUGGUAUGACCUACGACUAGGUUCCUCCCUCCAAGACAAUUCAUCAACCAAGUUUUGCACACUUCGAUAUGAAUUUAAGCCUGCAUCAAUUGACAAGAGCCAACCUGGAUCAUUGCAUAAGAAUAAGGAGAACAGAAUAACUGUAGAGUUCCGUAAUAAUCAGCCUGGAAAACAAAAUGUUUCCUUUGAGGGAAGUAGUGAGGAUUACAAAGACAAUGAUGGAGUUCUGUUUUUUGAUGGAGAGACAUUUAGGUUGGAACGGUUGCACCGUGCAGUUAAGAGGUUGAGGCAUGUGCGAUUGCCUGGUGACCAUGCUUCAGCAGUUAACAUUUCAUCUGCACCGCCCUCAUCUGGAACAGCCACAGAGUCUCGUUCUCCUCCAGUUGGAAGGAUGGCAAAAAUGCAAGUGCCAAAUAAAACAGCAGUGCAUCCAAUUCAUGUUGAGGUCGAACGAAUUGAUAUAGGUGUACCAGAAAGUCAAGGUUCCAGACCCAAGGAAAAGAGUGUUGUUAAUGAAUCAGUUCCAGUUAAUCCGUCACCUACUUCUCCUGAUAGGAAAUCGUCUGAAUUAGAGAACAUUGAUAACAUUGAUAUUUUCGGUGACGAUGAUGGAGGAACGCCGAACAAUGAAGUUUUUGGGCAGGAUGAGCAUGGAGGAUUCGACAUUAAUAUCACAAAUCAAAAUGAUACCGAUGAUGAGAUCGCCGAUGUCGAUGUAAGUGAUGAGGCAGACGAAGGGCUAAAUGCUGCUGAAGCUCUACGAGCUCAGGCUAAUGCAGCGGAUGGGCAGCAGCAGGAGACAGAGAGCUCCAGCAGCAGCGACAGAAGUAGCGGGAGCGGAAGCAGCAGUGGGAGCGGAAGCAGCAGCAGCGAUAGUGAUGGAAGCAAUGAUGACUCAGCUAGCUCCGGUGGUGAUGUGGAUAUUUAGAGCAACACUGAAGGAAUGGCCGAUGAAUAUUGUCACGAGAUCAUUCAGUUACAAUGCUAUCCUACCUAUUUUCUUUGCGAAAGCUUUCAUCGCACCCUUUAUAAGCUUGGGGCUCAAUGUAAAAUCUGAGUUUCUGAGUGUAUCUUAUGACUCGACGCGAGUGAUGAACAUUUUGGACGAACAAUGUUUAUUGAAUUCCCACAGUUCUUGCUGCCACUGAGAACAGGAAGAAUAAACUGAAACAACUAUUGUGCAAA
Messenger RNA from Zingiber officinale, 1580 nucleotides. Its product is annotated as ell-associated factor Eaf-like. The record is from RefSeq and is a predicted model, not a curated record. Gene Ontology annotation, cellular component: super elongation complex. Bases 349 to 1323 code for a protein of 324 amino acids. Lineage: Eukaryota; Viridiplantae; Streptophyta; Magnoliopsida; Zingiberales; Zingiberaceae. Gene Ontology annotation, biological process: regulation of transcription elongation by RNA polymerase II; positive regulation of DNA-templated transcription. The transcript has 6 exons. Gene Ontology annotation, molecular function: transcription elongation factor activity.